AUGGCCGCCAGCCUGUGGAUGGGGGACCUGGAGCCAUAUAUGGACGAAAACUUUGUUUCAAGAGCCUUUGCCACCAUGGGAGAGUUUGUUCUGAGUGUAAAAAUCAUUCGAAACAGGUUGACAGGAAUUCCAGCAGGCUAUUGCUUUGUAGAAUUUGCAGAUCUAGCUACUGCAGAGAAAUGUUUACACAAAAUCAAUGGGAAACCACUUCCUGGUGCGACACCGGCAAAGCGAUUUAAGUUGAAUUAUGCAACGUAUGGGAAGCAGCCAGACACCAGCCCAGAAUAUUCUCUCUUCGUGGGAGACCUGACCCCUGAUGUGGAUGAUGGCAUGCUGUACGAAUUCUUUGUCAAAGUUUAUCCAUCCUGCAGGGGUGGAAAAGUUGUUUUGGACCAGGCAGGAGUAUCCAAAGGUUACGGGUUUGUGAAAUUCACAGAUGAACUGGAACAGAAAAGAGCGCUGUCAGAGUGCCAGGGAGCUGUGGGUUUGGGCUCCAAGCCUGUGCGCUUGAGUGUGGCUAUACCCAAAGCUAAUCGUGUGAAGUCACUGGAGUACAGCCAGCUGUACAGCUACAACUACAACCAGUACUACCAGCAGUACCACAGCUACUAUGCGCAGUGGGGGUACGAUCAGAACACUGGCAGCUACAGCUACAGCUACCCGCAGUACGGCUACACGCAGAGCACCAUGCAGACAUAUGAAGAGGUUGGUGAGGAUGCACUGGAAGAUCCCACACCUCAGUUAGACGUCCACGAAGCAAAUAAACAGUUUAUGGAGCAAAGUGAAGAGCUCUAUGAUGCCUUGAUGAACUGUCAUUGGCAGCCUUUGGACACUGUCUCCUCAGAGAUCCCAGCCGUGCUAUAGCCUCGUGGCUGAGGCGCUGUGUCUGUCUGAGGAGCCUGCAGGGCACUCCGGACUCUGCCUCUGCACUCAGAUCCUGCAGUGGUCAGGGGUGGCCCUUUCUCCACCCAGGUCUGGUACUCAAGGUACAGGACGGCUGUGGCCUUCCCUGUACAGAAUGAGUAUCAUAGGAGCAUCAUGGUAACCUUUAUUCAUGGUGAAAAACUAGAACUGCAACAGUUUUAGUUCCUUUGUCUUGAAAUGAACUCUUACUUCUUGUUGGGAAUUGUAAUUUAUAAACUUCCAACCAGCUGGCACAGGGCAAAGACUCUUCUCCAACGUAC
Molecule: messenger RNA, 1184 nt
Organism: Indicator indicator
Lineage: Eukaryota; Metazoa; Chordata; Aves; Piciformes; Indicatoridae
Gene: TRNAU1AP
Product: tRNA selenocysteine 1 associated protein 1
Exons: 9
Coding region: 1-864 (287 amino acids)
Biological process (GO): selenocysteine incorporation
Cellular component (GO): nucleus
Molecular function (GO): tRNA binding
Source: RefSeq, a predicted model, not a curated record